Anopheles moucheti is the source of this 6305-nucleotide messenger RNA. RefSeq names its product serine-rich adhesin for platelets (gene cindr). Lineage: Eukaryota; Metazoa; Arthropoda; Insecta; Diptera; Culicidae. The transcript is spliced from 4 exons. The record is from RefSeq and is a predicted model, not a curated record. The coding region runs from base 2013 to 4820 and encodes 935 amino acids. Gene Ontology annotation, molecular function: protein binding.
CACUGAUUGUUCACUGCUGGCCAGCCCAACAGAAGGAGAAAAAACGCACACGGACACAGACAAGACAAAAGCUGGUGCGUAAGGAGGCUCGUCGCAGGUGUUCGCGGCCGUGUUCCAUCAACUCUGUCUGAAAUAUAUCCUUUUUCCGUGAAAUUCAUCACCUAUAGCAACAGGACAGCAGUGGUACGCGUGCCCUCUUUUACAGUGUACCGCAGAGUUAACCCGUGCGUCGAACAAGCAGUGUGGCACGUCCGUGUAUCUGUGUGCGUGUGUGCGUGUUUAUUUGUGUACACCGGGAUUUUCCCUUAUUGUUUCGCUGCGGAAGUAAAUAGAGUGAAGCAAUAAUCAGAAACCGUCACUGUCCCGCAAAUCUGUGACGCGUCCCGCACUGUUGAAUUACGGUUGAAGAAGGUCAUCUUUCAUCAACGGGGAAAGCAACCGACGGGACAACGGAGAAAGAAGUAAAAACGUCAACUGCGGCGAUCUCGCUGCUUACACUGUGUGCGUGUAUGUGUGCUUAUGUGUACGCGUUGGACAUGGAGUGAGUGAGUAUGCGGGUAUCCAUUUUUGCUGCGAUCUCGAAAUAACAAUUCGGUCCGGUGUAAAAAGGACCUGUCGGAUACGAUACGGUUUUGUAUCCGAAGCGUACCGGUCAGUUUCAUUCCCCGGUCACAUAUACGCACCGGAAAUAGGAAGUGUCAAUCUUUCUGCACCAUUCUCGAAGGCUGGCCACCCGUACGGCUGCAAACAGACUCAUCAAUCCCAGCAAGGCGUUUGCCGUGGUGGCCCGUUUUUUUAGUCAACAGGAACCACCACAUCAUCGUUUCCACACAUCAGCCCAAACUGCACCUUAUGUCAUGAUCGGAUGCUCGUCACUAGUUGGCUGAUAUCGAGGUGUGCUGACGGGGUGCAUCCAGGGAAAGAUUAUCGAUAAAGUAAUUCGCCAAACACCGCCGUGUCGGUAAAGAUUUGGUGUACAGGUACGGAACAUACGGGGGACCGCGAAUGUGGCCCACAGUGUGCGGUGGUUGUUAAAGCGGAAAGAGAUUGCCGUACGCGCGUGUUUGUGUGUUUGUGCCUAGUGGGGGCAUUGUGUGUGCGAGCCGUGGUUGACGACGUCUAAUACGCGAUAUGUUGGUGCUUUAAAGAGAGCGAGAGGAAGGGCCUAUCUCAUUAUACCAUACCUUCAAAUGGUUUUUCCAGCGAGAUCCGUUCACGGAUCCCAACGUUUGGCUAUGGCGGUCUGCAAGAAGUGCUAGAGUUGCAUGUGUGAGUUUCCAAUUGAAGAAGUGAAAAGUGAAAACAUCAAACACCCCUUUACCGAAGACGGGGCGGCAACAUAGUACAACACAUUCAGUUCCAUCAUUCCUGUCUCUCUCUCUUUCUUCGUGUCUCUAUGCUCUGGUGGAUGGUUGAGGUGGCUACUUGGCACAUACCUCCUGUCGCCGGCAUCCAAACCUUUCCACGCCGCUUCCUUUCGCACCGCAUUCCAACCAAAUCCACCCUGUUUUAAUAUCAUUCGGUGCGGGACACCGAAACUCCGAUCCCCGGCACUCCUUCUGGCCAGCCUCCUCGGCCUCGGGAUAUUAAGCUGCAUUCAAGGUGCUGUGUUGUGUCCGCGCCACACACGGCUAUUAUCCAGCGGAGCGCAACGGGUAGGAAAAGCGAAAAAUCAUCCCCAUCCCAGGGCAAGGGCAUCAGACUCGUGUGUGGCAGCAGCCAAACGGUGGCUAGGAAAAACAAAACCCGUACGAACACAGGAAAAACAUCUCCCUGCUGUACACAUACACACACGCACACAUGUGCACGUGUGUGAGGUGGUGAUCGCGAAAAACAUCAACCCCUCAUCUUUCGGCUCCAAACGUGGAGUUCCCGAACGGAAAACGUCGACAGUACUGCGUGGUGCAUAUACGUGACAUUGUAGCUUGGGUGCAUUCGGCGACUGUCAGCUCCGAAACAUCAGUUCCAAGCACAAAAUUCCCCUGCCGGAACAGCGACCGCACGCAACCACGAUGGAUCUUUUAUCCAAACCCGAAGUGAGCGCCGUCGUCGAGUACGACUACGCGGCAAAGGAACCGGACGAGCUGACGUUGAAAAAGGGUGCCAUCAUUACGAACAUCAAAGUGCAGGAUGGAGGUUGGUGGGAGGGUACACUGGUCGCUACCGGCCGCACCGGAGUGUUUCCGGACAAUUUUGUCCGUGUGCUAGAAUCGCAGGAUAAGAACCAAGUCGUCCUCAGAGAUAAAAGUGCAACACUGAACCGAAGGUGUAAGGUAAUUUACAGCUAUCAGGAAAACAAAGCGGACGAGCUGACGCUAGCAGUUGGUGAUGUUAUUGAAUUUUUUGAAGAGGUCGAAGAAGGAUGGUGGCGUGGUAAGCUGAAUGGGCGAGUGGGUGUGUUUCCGUCCAAUUUCGUAGAAAUGAUCGAAUCCGUAUCGCCCAAAUCGUCCAGCCGGAAGAGUGGUAACGUCGGUGGACUGGGCGUAACGGCGAUCGACAGCACCACCGGCCUGGCAGGAACCGGGUCGUUAGGAAUGAGCCUAUCGAAGAACAACAGCCUCAACAAAAGCCGCACCAGCUUGAACAGCUCGCGGGAAGAUCUUGACCGGCACGAUGCACCUUCGCUGCCGCCAAAACCCGUGCGGGACCUGUGCAAGGUACUGUUCGCCUAUCAACCUGCCAACGAGGACGAGCUAAAGCUGGUGGAGGGUGACAUCAUAACGAUCCUCUCGAAGGAGCUGCCGGAUAAGGGCUGGUGGAAGGGUGAACUUCGCGGGCGGGUUGGCGUAUUUCCGGACAAUUUCGUUUCGUUACUGCCACCGGAAGGUGGCAAAUCGUCGGCUAACAUAUCGGCCUCGGUGCGGUCCAUUGCCAGCACGACAACCGGCACCGGUAGCCUACACCAUCCGGGUGUAGUGUCGCCGGUUAAGGAUCCGCUGCACGUGCCGAAACCGGACCGUCCACCCACGGCCACAAAGAUGCAAAUGUUUGGCAAGCAAACGUCAACCAAUUCGUCCUCCACCACGGCCUAUCGUAAGGAAAGUUUCGGUUCGAAGGAUUCGUUGAACGAAUCGACCGGCAGUGUUGGGAGUGUUGGUGGCGCUGGUUCGGUGACCGGUUCACCGACGUACAACAGCGUGGCAGCACAUCGGAAAUCACUCGAAAGCAAGAGCACGGAAAGUUCAGCAUCAGCGGCGGGUGCCAUUGGUGGAGGCAUCGUGACGGAGAAACCUCCGCGCAAAAGCUUGGAAAACAAGGCGUCAGACAUACGCAAAAGUUUGGAAAAUUUGGACGAUAAAAAGGCUACACCACCACCGGUGCUGGGGAAAAAACCACAAGUUCCCAUCAAAAAAUCACCAUCCAUUACCAGCGUUACAGGGAACCUGUUUUCCGGGCUAAAGCAAAAGGUAAAAGGUGGCGGACCAUCCGUGGAAAAGGACAAAUCAUCAGACGAGCGGGAUGGUAUUGGGGGUAGCAAGGUGAGGUCAGAGAUUGCCGACAACGGAGACCGAACGAUCGUUGGCGAACGGAUCGAAGUGGAGCUGGGUCACGUUGAGCGUGGCACCUCGGUACUGAAGGAUAUGCGAGCAAACCGAGCGAAGGCUCCGAAGCGACGGCCACCCUCAUCUCCGAGCAGUAUUAUUACAACCGAUCCGAAUGCCACCGGUAUUACCGCCAACGGUAGUGGUAGUGCUUCGAUGAGCAAUGGCAAUUCCGGGCUCUUCAGUCAACUGUCACUGUCGUUCGAGUCGGAAAGUCCAAAACCAGACGUGACGGCCACCGGAGGGCCACCGAGCGCUAACAAUUCCUUCGGUUCCAGUUCCAUCGUGUCGGCGGGAGACGGCGAAGAAUCGGCACCAAAGGUACCGAAACCACGCGAGUGGGAAAAGAAUAAAGUACCGUGGAUGGACGAGUUAAAAGCGAGCCAGGCGAAGAAGACGACCGCCGCAGAAAGCAAAUCACCUGAGCAUCAUCAUCAUGUGACGUCCUCGCAAAACAGCAGCACCAACAAUAGUCACGUUCAUCACCAGGAGGAGACAAGCAUUUCCAAAUCAUUCCAUGCGAGCACCACUUCCAGCACCGGCACACCUCCCGUACCCUCGGGUAAUGCGGUCCGUGCCCGGCUAAUGGAACGAUCCGCCACAACGACGAGCGUCCCUUCGGAGAGCAAUCACACCAGCAGUACCACGAGCAAUAUGAAUAGUUCCUUCGAUCUGAUUGCGUCGUGCAAUCGUAAGGAGACGGCCACUACUAACGUCAGCAGUAGUGGUAGUUCGCAGCUUCAGUCAAACGUCGAUACAUCCAACGUGAGCGCCAUGACCAAAUCGAUGUCCGCUCUGUCAACCACCACGACCAAAAUUGCCAUUUCCUCCUCGUCGACCGGUACGGUCUCCUCGACAACGGCGGUCACCGAAAACAACGGCACACACGAACUAACAUCAUCAACGGCGUCAGUGGCCACUACCGCACCCUCACCAAACAGCCGCCCCGUCAGUGUGAACCUCCGGAACACCAGCAUUUCGCCCACGCCACAGAACCGCAAUGCGAAAACGAUUCACAUUGUGGGUAGUGGUACCGCGAACACCACCGGCGGCAAACCCUCGUCGACCGAAUCGGUAAACGUAGUACCGAUCUCGAUGGAGAACGUGUGCGGACGGGUACAGGAACUGGAGCAAAAGGUGAGCCGCAUGGAGCGACAGCUGGCGACACAGAAUGGGCUGAUCGAGGAGCUGACGCGCAUGCUGCGUGGCGAAUCGGAUAAGGUGAAGACGCUGCAGAAGGAACUAGAAAAGUACGCCCAAUGCGUCACGCAGGUAUGAUGAACGGAGUAAAGGCCACCGCCGAACCGUACCAACCAUCGUCGAUCUGUGUGCCGGCGGUUGGACGUAAAAUAGUGCGCAGUAGUUGUGUUGUCGACAUGCAGCAGGAACACAAAACACAAGUCGCAGCGUUUGCGAUCGCAAUUUUUGGGUAGUAUUAUAUUUUAUUAAUAAUUUUCCUACUGCUAAGAGGUCGAUCGACAGCUGAUCAAUUUCCUCCAUGCGCGUACGAAGAAGUACCCCGUGUGGGGUGAACCAAUUGGCCGAUUAUCUAAUCCGUUUAGUUAUUAUACGUACGAAACGGACCCGUGUACAGUGAUUGAAUAGUUACGUAGGUCAUUGGACAGCUAGGAGAAGCACAAACGCAGAUCGGUGAUCGGUAGUUGCUAGUAACUUGUUGGACUUUUGAUGAAUUAGAAUUACGUACUUUCGGUACUCUAGUAUCACAUUUGCCAUGAAGAAAGGAGGACCCGGUCGCGCACAAUGAGUCGCGGAUAUAGCUAACGAACGCGAUUGAAAUUAUGAAAUGUGUAAAUUUACGAUAGAAAUUAGUUAACACAACAAAAUUUCAUUCUAUCGAAACUCCGCAAACUGCGCAAACAACACAAGAGACAGAUUGUAUUAUCAAUGAUUACUUUACUAGCGAGUAUCUUCAUUCCUUAGAAACCCGGGGGGAAAACAACGAGUGGCCGAGUGGAGCUACCGUUAACGCAACACAGGACACUCCCCAAACUGUAACGUAAUAGUGAAUUAACGUAAAGCUAUAAGAUUAUUUCCUAUCGAUCAUUCCAAUCGCUUUUUUCUAGCAACGCUGAUUAGAAAUCAUGGAUAACGCCUAAAGUAUUGACACCAUAUAGGAAUAUUAGUGAACGAUGUAAAAUUGAAAAUGGAAAAUAAAUACCAUAAACCCCGCUACUUCCUUCCCUCUGCCGUACGUGGUGGUGUGGGAGAUGUGCGCCACGAUUUUAGGGCCCACAUAGAUCGUUGAUCCUCAAAAAAAAAAUACACAAACACACACAAGGAAUAACAGAAGGGGUCGAUUCAGGCGAGGGGCAGAAGAAUAACCCUCAACACUAACGUUGGAACGAGAGCUGAGAUAUAAUUAUGAGAGAAAAACCCCAAACCCGGUACGGAUUUGCUGGGAGUUUGUGGCUUGCUUUUUAUAUAUAUACACACACACACACCCAGACGCAUGUAUUCUAGCGCCACGUUUACUCCGCCAGACGUAAAACGUUUAUCCCGAUUUUUUGUUUGUUUAGUAACCCGUCAUCAAUAGUAGCUGGAUAGUAGCGUUAUGCAUUUUCGUCAUAUAAACUUACGCGCGUGUUAGGUACUCGUGCGCCGUACAUGAUCGGUAAUUGGGACCGUACACAACAUACCCGUAUGGCUGCGAAACCAUACUGUGUGCAGUAGUUAUAUUGAUAUACAUUAGUGUACUUAAGUCCGCGAAGAAGAUGAUCACAUUAAAAUAUGAAAAGCAACAGA